AUGCGGCUCACCGGAAGUCUGGCCGCUAGCAAGCGGAACUUCACUCUCUUGGCAAACGGCGGCUCAAGACUUGUUUGGAAGGCUUAUGCCAUUGCGUUACAGGCCCAUCUGACAACGCAAGAUGACCUGGACAAUUCUACCAAGGCGAUCUUCGUCACCUCACCGGGCCUCUUUGAUAUCCCCGCGGGCGAGUUUGCUCCUCAGCAGAUCUCCAACGAUCACAUAUUUCGCCGAACCGAUUGUCUACAGAGCACUCGAUCUCCAUUCUAUACGUCUGAUGGAGAAAGCUACUUUGAUUCUCGUCGCAAAUAUCUACAAACUGUUCACGACGAUGCCAUGACUUCGUCCCAUGUCAGUGGCUCAAUCUCAAAGCUCCGCUCUGAAAUCGAGCAUGCGCAGGACAGAAGUGCACAGGCAUACCUCCGGGACCUCGAUCUAUACCGGAAAUUCGCAGCUGUGGCUGGAUCGGAGCUGACCAACUUUGAAGCCUGGGGCGAGAAGUUCGGCAUUUAUUAUGCAUGGGCCAAGAGCGAGCAGAAACGGCUCGAAUCGGAUUACACCCUUGCUGCCACCAAAACGUCAAGCGGUGUUGGGCUGGUGUUGGCUGCGUUUGAUCUGGCACGGGAUACCUCAACUCUCAGACUUGGGAGCAACAUGCAAUGUUCCAAUAUGGACAUCCCAUCUUCAAAAGGGCGCGCACAGACUCCUUUAGUGGUUCCUACUGACCAGGUCUAUUACCGACCGCUCUAUUCAAUCAACGGCAUCGACCGAAGAGUUGACUCUUGGGUCGGUGCUCAGGAUGGCGGUCGCGAAGAGAUUGAGUUAGAUCUCGAUCUUUCCUAUGCCAAGACAGCUUCUUGGGCAAGCCUUGGGUUUCCCAACCUCGAUCACGACCCCCUCUACGACACCAAAGUGGUUGAUGCUACCAGUCCGGAUGUGACACUCUCACUUAAGGCUGGGGGUAUGCAAGCAUUCGACGUUGAUCGGGGCUUUUGGGAUGUUAGCGCCGCUGCUCGAUCUCAGCUUGGCUCGGCUGUAGACAACGGAGGAAGUUCCGGUAAACUCAUGAAGAUCACCAGAAUCUUGCUGGGAUAUAAAGUGGAAAUAAGAAUGACAUGCGCGGAUGGAAAGAAGAGCCAGCUGUCGGACGCUUUGGCCGGCUCGGGUGGGGAGAAGAUAUUGGGAAUGACAAGUGACAGGUGUACUGUUCAUAGCGACGAUGGGCAGGUCGUCGUUACUAGUGCCCCUAGUGGCUUUCCGACCGUUUUGGCGGUUCUGGGACGUGAAAUCUAA
Molecule: messenger RNA, 1293 nt
Organism: Fusarium fujikuroi IMI 58289
Lineage: Eukaryota; Fungi; Ascomycota; Sordariomycetes; Hypocreales; Nectriaceae
Exons: 5
Coding region: 1-1293 (430 amino acids)
Source: RefSeq, a predicted model, not a curated record